AUGCGUCGUGUGGUCGUGACAGGUCUCGGCGCGGUCACACCCCUCGGAGUAGGAAUCCGUCGCACGUGGAAACGCCUGUUGGAUGGUCACUGCGGCAUUGUCAAUGUUCGCCAGCGCGAUUCCAGGUUUGCCGACUUGCCUUGCCAGGUUGCGGCGGUCGUGCCCUCGGGGACAAAGCAGGAUGGAGGCUGGACGGCCUCGGAGUGGUUAAGUAGAGAUGAGGAGCGCAAGAUGGCUCGUUUCGCGCAGUAUGCGUUGGUGGCCUCGCAAGAAGCUUUGGCGGAUGCCGGCUGGAUGCCUACAACAUUUGAACAAAAAGAGACGACAGGGAUUUGUCUCGGGUCAGGCAUUGGGAACUUUGACGAGAUAUACGACACUGUCACGGCGUAUGAAAAAGGGGGCUAUAAAAAAGUGUCGCCUCUAUUCGUACCCAAGCUCCUGAUCAAUCUCGGUGCUGGUCAUAUCUCCAUGAAAUAUGGUUUCAUGGGCCCUAACCAUGCGGCAACGACCGCCUGUACCACCGGCGCACAUUCCAUCGGCGACGCAGCUCGCUUUAUCGCAUGCGGGGAUGCGGACGUGAUGGUUGCCGGAGGUGCCGAGUCAUGUAUUCACCCCUUGGCCAUCGGUGGCUUUGCGCGGGCGCGAAGCCUUGCCACCAGCUACAACGAUGACCCCGAAAAGGCGUCAAGACCGUUCGAUGCCGAUCGCGAAGGGUUCGUGGUCGGAGAGGGUGCAGCCAUGGUCAUCUUAGAGGAAUUGGAGCACGCCAAAGCGCGAGGGGCCCAGAUCUACGCGGAACUGAAAGGAUAUGGCUGUUCUGGGGAUGCCCACCACAUGACGGCACCGAAGGAGAACGGGGAGGGUGCCUUUUUGGCCAUGAGAAAGGCCUUGCGAAACGCGAAGAUUCAACCGUCUACGGUUGACUACGUCAAUGCACACGCUACGUCGACCGUGGUCGGUGACGCGGCAGAGAACGCUGCGAUCAAAACUCUCCUUCUCGGGCCCGAAGGAAAGAAGCACGCGGCGGAGGUCAAUGUUAGCAGCACCAAGGGGGCCGUAGGCCACUUGUUAGGCGGUGCUGGUGCUAUAGAGGCACUGUUUUCCAUUUUGGCUAUUCACGAGGUAUGUGCCGACAGCCCGUUCACCGAAGACAGAGAGAGCCAUACUAACUCGUGGGUUUAG
Molecule: messenger RNA, 1182 nt
Organism: Aspergillus melleus
Lineage: Eukaryota; Fungi; Ascomycota; Eurotiomycetes; Eurotiales; Aspergillaceae
Gene: CEM1
Product: putative beta-ketoacyl synthase (Cem1)
Exons: 7
Coding region: 1-1182 (393 amino acids)
Biological process (GO): fatty acid biosynthetic process
Molecular function (GO): 3-oxoacyl-[acyl-carrier-protein] synthase activity
Source: RefSeq, a predicted model, not a curated record